AUGGAUUUUGAUUCCAUUCUGGAGAUGUGCGAUGGGUUUGGCGCUUAUCAGAAGAUCAUUAUAGGAGUGCUGUUGUUUCCGGCUACAUUUCCGUGCGCUUUUCACGCUUACAGUCAACUUUUCAUAGCAGCAAAACCUAACCAUUGGUGCAAAGUGCCGGAAUUCGAAGGUCUCGGUGGCCAUUUGUUGGCGACGCUUAAAAACUUAAGCUCACCUCAGCUGCCCCAUUUCGAUGGGACGAUCGGAUACUCCAAAUGUUCCAUGUAUUCGCGCAACUAUUCCGAAAUUGCGGGCCUGUUCCGGUCGCCGCUCGGUGGAGAGAAUGUGUCACUAGAACAGUUACCACCACCGAACGGUAUUACCACCUGCCGGCACGGUUGGACCUACGAUCAAUCGAUCUUCAACUCAACCGUAGUAACCGAGUGGAAUUUAGUAUGUGAUCGUGACUUUGACACCACGACAGCACUGAUGGUGUUCGGUGUGGCAGGCCUGAUCGGUAAUUUAGGAUUCGGCUACAUGCAGGAUUACUGGGGACGCAAGCUGUCCUUCUUUCUCUGUCUGGUGGUACAGGUGACGGCCGGUGCAGUUGGGGCGGCCAUGUGGAGCUACGGAUCAUGGCUGGUAACACGCAUCGUUGUCGGACUUACCGUACCGGCCAUCCUGUCCAGUCCUUAUAUGCUCGCAAUCGAACUGGUAGAACCAAGGCGUCGCAAUUUCUGCACCAUCAUCUCCAACAUUGCGUACUCGGUUGGGUUGGUACUGCUGUCGGUGAUUGUGUACUACGAACGAGACUGGCGAUCCCUGUCGAUCGCUGUUUCUGUCCCACUGCUGGUGCUUUUCUUCUUCUACACACUGAUACCCGAAUCGCCCCGCUGGCUUGCAGCCCGAGGCAAGUAUAGUCGGGCGAAAGGGAUUCUUUUAAAAAUGGCCAGAGUAAAUGGAAAAACGAUCGACGAUGGCUAUCGACAGCUGCUGGACGAACGAAUAAAGGCCCUUUCGCUCGAGGAUGCACCCGAUCCGGCCGCACACUCACACGCGAACGAAAUUGGACUGCGCCAUCUGUUCGCGAAGCCCCAGAUGCGCCGGAAGACAACGUUUGUGGCGUUCAUUUGGCUAACGAACACGAGCGUUUACGUGGGACUUAGCUACUACGCACCGGCCCUCGGUGGGGAUGAGAUUUUUAACUUUUUUCUAGCCGGUUUGGUGGAGCUGCCGACGUACAUUGUGCUGUGGCCAAGCUUGAAUCUGUUCGGACGUCGGGGUGUGCUGUUUACGACGAUGGUUAUUGGUGGGCUGGCCUGUGCGCUAACGAUCGUUCCGCAAGGUCGCACCACAACGCUCAUUCUUUACUGCAUCGGGAAAAUGGGUGUCUCGUCCGCGUUCGUGGUCGUUCCACUGACUGCAUCCGAAAUCUAUCCAACCGUUGUACGUGGCUUGGGGAUGAGCUUUUGUUCCGUGGUUGGUAUGCUUGGUCCGAUCGUAAUACCACUGAUGAACUACACGGGCAAGGAAAACGUUGCCAUUCCGUUGGUAAUUAUGGGACUCGCCCUGACGGCCGGUGGUAUCGCGAGUCUGUUUCUACCGGAAACGAAAAAUAUGCCCCUACCGCAAACGCUCGCCGAUGGGGAGAGGAUCACACUGACCAACCCCUUUCAGGGUCCGUUCUACAGAAAGAAGCGGACACGCACGGCGAAACCGUAG
This is a messenger RNA of Anopheles maculipalpis, 1701 nucleotides long. RefSeq names its product beta-alanine transporter. Lineage: Eukaryota; Metazoa; Arthropoda; Insecta; Diptera; Culicidae. Bases 1 to 1701 code for a protein of 566 amino acids. The record is from RefSeq and is a predicted model, not a curated record. Gene Ontology annotation, cellular component: membrane. Gene Ontology annotation, molecular function: transmembrane transporter activity. Gene Ontology annotation, biological process: transmembrane transport. The transcript is spliced from 8 exons.